Molecule: messenger RNA, 966 nt
Organism: Papaver somniferum (opium poppy)
Lineage: Eukaryota; Viridiplantae; Streptophyta; Magnoliopsida; Ranunculales; Papaveraceae
Product: putative disease resistance protein RGA3
Exons: 1
Coding region: 1-966 (321 amino acids)
Biological process (GO): defense response to other organism
Molecular function (GO): ADP binding
Source: RefSeq, a predicted model, not a curated record
AUGAUACUUCGAGAGAUGUUGAACGGGAAGAAGUAUCUGCUAGUACUUGACGACUUUUGGGAUGUCGAGAAUUUUUACAUCUGGGAAACCCUAAUAUCGAGGUUGACGUCUGGUGCUCAUGGAAGUAAGAUUUUAAUCACUAGUCGUAAAAUCAAUGUUGCACGGAGUGUCCGAUGGAUGACCAAUACAUAUCACUUGCAACAAUUAUCAACAGAUGAUUGUUGGUCAAUUAUCAAGGAAAAGGCAUUUUCAUCUCCUCGGAGCAGGGCAUCGGAGAAUCCAGAAAUGGUUAAAAUAGCAAAGGAUCUAGCAAGAAAAUGCUGUGGCUUACCACUUGCUGCCAGAAUAUUGGCCUACAUUUUGGCCUCGAAAACAAAAGAAAGUGAAUGGGAUUUCAUUCAAGAAUGCUUUAAAACAAGAAAACAUUCAAAAUUUCAUACGCAGAUCUACCCAACAUUAAACUUAAGUUACGACCAUCUGCCGUCAUCAGCUCUAAAACAAUGCUUUUCUUAUUGUUCUAUAUUUCCCAUGGGUUAUGAGAUCGAUAGAGAAGAGAUAAUCAAAUUAUGGAUGGCCGAAGGCUUUCUUGUACCAUCCAGUAGACAAAGAGACAUGAAAAUUCCAAUGGAAGAUAUUGGGAAUGAAUGUUUUGACAGGUUGUUGUCUGACUCUUUAUUCCAGAGUGUAGAAAACAAGGAUGAUGAGUUGGGUGAGAUUCAGAAGUGUAAGCUGAAUGGUUUUGUAUAUCAUCUAGCAGCCACUGUCGCUGGUGAUGAAGAUGAAAAUGUGCCGAGAAUGUUUCCAGAAGUUGGUAAUUAUAGAAACAGACUACGCACAUUUGUUGCUACUGAAGUAGGAGACUGUGAUAAGAUUGAAAAUGUUUUCCUGAAUAGGAAUUUGCGCGUAUUAUACUUGAGUGGUUCAGCGAUCCAAAAAGUACUGGCUUCGCUUUUAAAGUUGAUAUAA